Messenger RNA from Penaeus chinensis, 552 nucleotides. Its product is annotated as skin secretory protein xP2-like. The coding region runs from base 27 to 350 and encodes 107 amino acids. Lineage: Eukaryota; Metazoa; Arthropoda; Malacostraca; Decapoda; Penaeidae. The record is from RefSeq and is a predicted model, not a curated record. The transcript is spliced from 5 exons.
UAAGCAGCAGUAUCCGUAACAUCAAGAUGUAUAAGAAAGUGGUGCUAGUCGUUGCCUGCGUUUUGGCCGUCCAUGUUUCCUCUCAGCCUCAGGCAGGCACACCGAGUCCACAGCCCGAGGCCGGCAUGAACAAUCCCCCGAUGGAAGCCCCCACUCCGUCGGAAGGUGGGGUCGCAGGUACGCCAGCUCCAGCGUCUGGAUACGGCAUGACGAAGCAAAGAGAAGUCCCCCAGAUGGGACCGCCUCCUAUGUCGGGAACAGGCACGCCAAGUCCACAUCCCCAACCCGGCAUGAUGGAACCCCUUACUCCGUCGAAAGGCACAAGUCCACAGCCCCAACCCUGGGAUUGAGCAGACAGAAGCAGGACCCUCCGAGAUGGUAUCCCGCAGAUAUCCUCGGUAGCGAAUGGCUACAGCUGUGUUACCAGGAAACCGUGGUAGCGUUUGUGGCAUGAGCGACAAGGCAUCGCGGAUCAGCUACAAUACAGCAAGCAAUACGGGCAUUCGUCAGAAUUACCUUGCUUGCUUAGACAUACAACAUCUUGGAUUUCAA